This is a messenger RNA of Falco peregrinus (peregrine falcon), 1035 nucleotides long. RefSeq names its product forkhead box B2 (gene FOXB2). NCBI's taxonomy places the organism in Eukaryota, Metazoa, Chordata, Aves, Falconiformes, Falconidae. Gene Ontology annotation, molecular function: DNA-binding transcription factor activity, RNA polymerase II-specific; RNA polymerase II cis-regulatory region sequence-specific DNA binding. The record is from RefSeq and is a predicted model, not a curated record. The coding region runs from base 1 to 1035 and encodes 344 amino acids. Gene Ontology annotation, biological process: cell differentiation; regulation of transcription by RNA polymerase II; anatomical structure morphogenesis. The transcript has a single exon.
AUGCCCAGGCCAGGGAAGAGCUCGUACAGCGACCAGAAGCCGCCCUACUCCUACAUCUCCCUGACGGCCAUGGCCAUCCAGCACUCGGCCGAGAAGAUGCUGCCCCUGAGCGACAUCUACAAGUUCAUCAUGGAGAGGUUCCCCUACUACCGGGAGCACACUCAGCGCUGGCAGAACUCCCUCCGCCACAACCUCUCCUUCAACGACUGCUUCAUCAAGAUCCCGCGCCGCCCCGACCAGCCGGGCAAGGGCAGCUUCUGGGCGCUGCACCCCGACUGCGGGGACAUGUUUGAAAACGGCAGCUUCCUCCGCCGCCGCAAGCGCUUCAAGGUCCUGCGCCCCGAGCACCACCUGCCCGGCGGCGGCGGGCCGGGCGGAGGGGCGGGCGGCGGCGGCCCCGGCAAGCCCCCGGCGCCAACCCCGCAUAUGGUGCACUACUUCCAUCCGCACCCGCCGCCGCCGCCGCCGCCUCCCCCGGGCAAGGUGCCGGGGCUGGCGGGCUCCGAGGCAGCCGUGGCCGCCGCCGCGGCCGCCGCCGCGGUGGGGAGGCUGCCGCCGUUCUCGCCCUACGGGAGCAGCCAGCCCUCGGGCUUCAAGCAUCCCUUCGCCAUCGAGAACAUCAUCGGCAGAGAUUACAAGGGUGUGCUGCAGGCCGGCGGGCUGCCGCUGGCCUCGGUGAUGCACCACCUGGGUUACCCGGUGCCCAGCCAGCUCAGCAGCGUGGUGAGCUCCAUGUGGCCGCACGUGGGGGUGAUGGACUCCGUGGCCGGCGUGCCCGUUUCCCCCGACUACGGACCCUUCGGGGUGCCCGUGAAGGCGCUCUGCCACCCGCCGUCCCAGACCAUGCCCGCCGUCCCGGUGCCCAUCAAGCCGGCGCCGGCGAUGCCCGCUGCCCCGGCCAUCCCCGCUCUGACGGUCGCCGCCUCGCAGAUCUGCCCCGCCGCUUCCCCGGCCGCCGCCUCGCUGCUGGAGCAGGCAGCGAGCAGCGCCCCCGAGGGCAAGGGCUCCCUCCACUCCGUCCUGGUGCACUCCUAA